AUGGCUCAGUCACCAGACGGUAUCUACGAGAAGGGCAUCAUCGACCCUGGCACACCUGUCGCGAACUCAACCCAACCAUACUGGCUGACCGAGCCAUCUCCGAUUGCCAAACUUCAGUCACCAUGGGCCAAUGAGGCGGAUGUGGUGGUUAUUGGGUCGGGAAUGACAGCCGCGAGCUUGUGCCGUAGUCUCUACGCAGAGCAGCCUGGCAUCAAGAUCGUUGUGGUAGAGGCUCGGGAUCUGUGCGCCGGCGCAACUGGUCGCAAUGGAGGCCAUAUCAAGGCUAUGAGCCCCGGAGCUUGGCAGGAUCGCGUGAAAGCCUACGGGCUCAAAGAGGCACUAAAGGUUAUGGAGUUCGAGCACGUUCACGUGGAAGAGAUACUUGCUUGCAUCAACGAGAAUGGCCUUCAAGCUGACCACCGAAGAGUCGAAGGUCUGGAUGUAUACCACGAUGAAAAGACAUGGACCCGAGCGGUGGAUGCUGUGGAGGACCUUCGUAAGCACGAUCCUAAACUCGGCAAACGAUACACCAUCUACGAUACGAGGAGGCAGCUACGAGACCUCAAGAUUUCGGAUGUCGCAGUAGGAGCGAUUGGAAUGCCUGCUGCUACCAUGUGGCCGUACAAGAUGGUUGCUGGUCUCCUGGAGAAAUUCGUCCAGGAGUAUGGCCUCUCUAUCCAAACCAAUACUGUAGCCAAGUCUGUCGAUGAUAGCCCCAAAGAUGACUUCGCGACUGUCAAUACCUCCCGAGGCGACAUCCGGGCGAAGUACGUCAUCCACGCAACCAACGCCUUUCUUGGACACCUAGUUCCUGAGUUGCGGCCUUAUGUCUCCCCGGUGCGCGCCAACGUGCAGCGGCAGUUGCCACGGCCAAUCACACACCAACUCACACGCUCAUACUGGCUUAGGUAUGGCGAGAAAGACUACGACUACAUGAUGCAGCGACCGGACGGUGCUACCAUCAUUGGCCGAGGCAGCACAGGACGAAGGGCAACGGCUGAUGAUAGCCAGACAGAUUUGGUGGCUCAUGUCCACUUGAGAGGAGCCACGCCAUAUGUAUUUGAUUGGGGAACGGACAAGAUCGAGGUGACGCACCAGUGGAGUGGUGCCGUUGCUUUCACAUCAGAUGGUAAUCCUUUUGUCGGUAGAAUACCGUUCUCCGAAUCCAAGCACCAAUGGGUCUGCGCGGCGUAUCAAGGCAUCGGGAUGGUGAGGGCGUUCAAGUCAGCACAGAUGGCUGCAUACUUGAUCCUGGGGAAGGAGAUUCCUGAAGAGUAUCCUCGCUCGUUUUUGACGACCAAGGAGCGUUUCGAUGGCUUGCAGGCGGUUUUCAAGGGAGCCAAGCUGUAA
Didymosphaeria variabile is the source of this 1350-nucleotide messenger RNA. RefSeq lists its product as uncharacterized. The transcript has a single exon. Gene Ontology annotation, cellular component: cytoplasm. The record is from RefSeq and is a predicted model, not a curated record. Bases 1 to 1350 code for a protein of 449 amino acids. NCBI's taxonomy places the organism in Eukaryota, Fungi, Ascomycota, Dothideomycetes, Pleosporales, Didymosphaeriaceae. Gene Ontology annotation, molecular function: oxidoreductase activity.